Molecule: messenger RNA, 1308 nt
Organism: Salvelinus sp. IW2-2015
Lineage: Eukaryota; Metazoa; Chordata; Actinopteri; Salmoniformes; Salmonidae
Source: RefSeq, a predicted model, not a curated record
CAAAAAAAUUAAACAGACACUGAAAUAAAUACGUUUGUUUGUGUUGCUAACGAACCCUUCUCUACUGCCAACAUUCACAAUGCUUUAUUUUAUUCUCUUUGUUGGGACGUUCGCCCUGUCCUCGGGGCAAUUCACGACUAGCCCAUCGUUUACAACAUCAACCACAAGUUCCAUAACCUUCACUGCUAACCCGUUGUUGGCACCAACAACAACACCACCUACAAGCACAGCUGGUGUCUUCGAGGGUUCAACAACACCCACAGCUGACGGUUCAACAACACCCACAGCCGGUGUCUUCGAGGGUUCAACAACACCAACACCCACAGCCGGUGUCUUCGAGGGUUCAACAACACCAACACCCACAGCCGGUGUCUUAGAGGGUUCAACAACACCCACAGCUGUCCAACCAACAACAACAAUGAUUCCUACACCAAACCUGACCACGUUUGCACAUGCAGCGGUGAACUUAUCCAGCUAUGAAAAUCUGGAUAGCGAUGCACUCGUUUCAAACAUUGAGGAGUUCUUGAAGCAAAUAAGCGAUAAUGCCCUUGGACCUCUGAAGAUAACAGUGAAACGUUUCACACAAUGUAGCGGCGCCCAGUGUGGGGACCAGCAACCCUCUACUACCUCUCAACCCUCCCCUGACACUCAACCCUCUACUACCCCUCAAACCUCCACUAGCCCUCAAUUCUUCCCUGACACUCAACCCUCUACUACCCCUCCAUUCUCCCCUGACACUCAAACCUCCACUGGCCCUCAAACCUCCACUGGCCCUCAACCCUCCACUGGCCCUCAACCCUCCACUGGCCCUCAACCCUCCACUGGCCCUCAACCCUCUACUACCCCUCAAUUCAUCCCUGACACAACCUCCGCUGGCCCUCAAACCACAUCUUUAAUAGAUACCAUUCCGGUUUCAUAAUCACCACUGAUUCAUCAGACAUCUCUAUAGCCGACUUGUUGAUUGUUAACUUGUCAAUAAUUUGAAAUGGAGUGGGAUAAAUUGAAAUGUAGGUACAUAAAUAUAUGUCAUACAAGUUCAUACUCUAACUUUGAAGGAAUAGCUAUGAUUUUUAAAAGUGAGUGAUAUUGGUAACACUUCCCAUUGAGGUAUCCUUURAGUGAGUUGUAAAAGGUAUAUGAAUACUUCAACAUCAACCGUAUUGACUGGGAUUAGGUUUUGUAUUUUACUGUAUGACAGGGACUGGUAGAUAUUGUAAUCAACAAGUUUAAAUCAAUAUGUGGAAAUAUCUCCAUUGACCCUGAACUUGGAUGUAGUAAAUAAAAGACUCUGCUUUGUGAAGAUUUAAA